Molecule: messenger RNA, 266 nt
Organism: Cylicocyclus nassatus
Lineage: Eukaryota; Metazoa; Nematoda; Chromadorea; Rhabditida; Strongylidae
Source: the annotation of a GenBank genome assembly
AGAACUCCAUUAUGCAGCGUGCUGUCUUCCUGCUUCUUCUGGUUGCUCUUAUUAUGUGCGUAGCGGGUGGCGAAAUUGGAUGGGGAUUUGUUCGCCCUCGUUGGUAUUAUGGCGGAAGACGCCUCAACGGCUGGAUGCGAUCAUUCGGCAAUGAAGGCAAUGGAGCUGGUGACAUGUACAAUGAAGGACAAUGAAAAAUACGAUAUUCACAUCGAUUAAAUGUGUUUAGCUAGAAAUUCCCUUUUAUUUGAACUGAGCCGAAGAGC